AUGGAUCAAGAAGCUCUUCUCGUCGGAAAAGCUGCGGACCAGCACCCGGAAAAACGCAAUGUUUUGACCAUUUCGUGUAUUCUUGGUAUAGUCUCAUAUACAUAUACAGCAAGUCAGGCUUUGGAGAAACUUGCAUAUUACGGAUUGGUACCGAACAUGAUACUUUACUUGACGGCGGAGUACGGCAUGGGAACGACUGAAGCGGCCAACAUCCUCUUCCUCUGGUCUGCCGCCACCAACUUCUUCCCUCUUAUCGGUGCUUUUAUCGCUGAUUCUUACACGGGUCGUUUUCCUCUAAUCGGAUUUGGAUCCUCCACUAGCCUUCUGGGAAUGCUUUUAUUAUGGCUGGCAACAAUGAUCCAACCAGAAUGCGACAAAUCAAUACACGUAUGCCAACCAACCACACCAUUCCAACUUCUUCUCCUAUAUUCAUUUUUUACCCUCACAUCCAUCGGUGCUGGUGGUGUAAGGUCCUCCUGCCUAGCCUUCGCCGCCGAUCAGCUCCAACUCAACCACACAUCACGUAUCUCCACGUCAGCACUAGAAACCCUCUUCAACUGGUACUACUUCUCCGUCAUGCUCGCUUACUUUCUCUCCGAGUCGUUGCUCGUCUUCGUUCAGACAAAGUAUGGUUGGCAGAUCGGGUUUGGAGUCUCUCUCGCUGCCAUGACUAUAUCGGUCGCUUUGUUCUUCGCUGCGUCUCCGUAUUACGUCAAGUUUAAGUGUGAGCCCGGCCUCGUUUCUGGACUUGUCCAGGUUCUCGUUGCUGCUUUUAGGAACCGACACGUUGAUUUAUCAUCGGAGGAGCAUGUUGUAUCGUACCAUCAGGAAACAGGAUCUUCGUUUUCAACUCCUAGCCAGAAAUUGAGGUAUUUGAAUAAAGCCUGCGCUACAAGUAACCCAAAGCAAGACCUGACCGUAACAAGAAACUCACGGAGCCCACGGAAGCUAUGUACUGUGCAACAAGUAGAAGACCUUAAAUCUCUCGUCAAUCUCCUACCAAUCUGGUCAACGGGAAUCAUCUUGUCACUUGUCACAGCUUGUCAAGCUUCCUUCAUAGUUCUUCAAGCCAAGGCCAUGGAUCGUCGCACUUUCAUCAAGAGUUUCGAGAUUCCUCCGGGAUGUUACGGCGUUUUCAUGAUCAUCUCUUUCGUGCUCUUCCUUGUUAUUUACGAUCUUGUUGUCGUCCCGUUAGUGUCUUGGGCUCAAAGAAAGCCCUUUAGACUGGGAGUUAUGGUGAGAAUGGGAGCUGGGAUUGCAAUAUCGGUAUUAUGCAUCUUGACUCUCGCGAUAGUGGAGUACGCUAGAAGAAAGAGAGCUAGAGAGGAGGGAGGUACGGUGUUGUCUGCGAUGUGGCUAUUACCAUACAUGCUACUAGGAGGCAUUUCGGAAGCACUUAUUUCGAUAGCACAAAACGAGUUCUUCUACUCAGAGCUUCCCAAGUCAAUGUCAAGCGUCGCCACCACACUCUUCGGCCUCAACAUGGCCGCCGCAAGCCUCGUCUCCUCCUGGAUCGUCACCGCCGUAGACGCAGCCACAUGCGGGAGCUGGAUCACAAAGGAUAUAAACGAGGGACACUUGGACUAUUACUAUUGGCUAUUGACAGCACUAUCUCUUCUCAAUGUUGCGUAUUUUGUUUGGUGCAGCAAAGCUUAUGGUAAAUGUAAAAGUGACGCAGAUAAUUGAGUAAAUUAUUUUUUUUAU
Messenger RNA from Raphanus sativus (radish), 1704 nucleotides. RefSeq names its product protein NRT1/ PTR FAMILY 1.3-like. Gene Ontology annotation, molecular function: transmembrane transporter activity. Bases 1 to 1686 code for a protein of 561 amino acids. Gene Ontology annotation, biological process: transmembrane transport. Gene Ontology annotation, cellular component: plasma membrane. The transcript is spliced from 5 exons. The record is from RefSeq and is a predicted model, not a curated record. Lineage: Eukaryota; Viridiplantae; Streptophyta; Magnoliopsida; Brassicales; Brassicaceae.